Messenger RNA from Tilletiaria anomala UBC 951, 1408 nucleotides. RefSeq lists its product as uncharacterized. The record is from RefSeq and is a predicted model, not a curated record. NCBI's taxonomy places the organism in Eukaryota, Fungi, Basidiomycota, Exobasidiomycetes, Georgefischeriales, Tilletiariaceae. Gene Ontology annotation, molecular function: actin filament binding. The transcript is spliced from 3 exons. Gene Ontology annotation, cellular component: nucleolus; catalytic step 2 spliceosome; striated muscle dense body. The coding region runs from base 206 to 1120 and encodes 304 amino acids.
CUUGCUCCCGGGUGCAGAAGGCAGAUAGAUGCCAUUUCUGAUCCGACAAGGCGUGCAACGGAGCCGUGUCGUGUAGAGAACAGGGGUACAGUUUUUAAUGCUUUCAAGCUUUCCGCGAAGAGCAUCGCAGUGCUGAAUAUCUUUUGACGGCUGAAAUUGUACGACUACUGGGAGACGUAAGCUCAAGAGAGCCACCGCUCAGACCAUGCCGGACUCUAGCAAGAAGAAGUCCAUGCGCCUGAGCUUCAAAGGCGAGGCAAAAAAGAAGCACAAGCCCAGAUCGACGUCGUCUUCGGGUGGUCCAUCAUCAAAAGCGGAUGGAAAGCGCAAGAGAAGCCCCGAGAGCGACGCUGAAGAGUAUGGUGGCGAUGAACAAGCUUGGGUUCCGGCAGAAUCCGCAAUCGACGUCAAUGGCCCUUGCUUUCUCUUCCAGGAGCUGCAAGACCCUUCCUCCUCGAAGCCAAUUCCUUACACAUUGCAAUUUAACUCAACAUUGCAGUCCAUCGUCCCGAUCUCGAUAGCCCCGCCGGAUUUGGGUAAUCAGCAAAUACUGCUCACCGGAGAGGAGGGCGGCGAGGAAGCGGGAGCGAUGAUCGCUGCCAUCGAAGUGAGCCCCACGCAUGUGCACCAGGUGUGGGUCGCCAACCGCGUCGCUGGCAGCACUACGUGGUCUUUCAAGAGCGGUGCAGAAGGGCGCUUCAUUGGGGCGGACAAGCAUGGUGCAAUACAUGCUGAAUCCGAAGCACGUGGUCCGCAAGAAGGGUGGGAGAUCGAGCCGAUACGCAGUGGAGCAGGAGGUUUGGCUGUGAAGAGCGCCGUGCAUGGCCGAUACCUCACCCUCGGAACGGUCGCGGGAGGCAAGACGGUGCUGCGCGCUGACGCCGAUCGCGCGGAAGAGUGCGCGUGGCAGGUGCGGGUGCAGUGGAAGUACCGACACCAGGCACGGCAAGAAGCGCGCGCCAAGAUGGAGGUGAGCAGUUCCGGGCUCAUGAAGAGAUACGAUCCAGCUGCGAUGCAAGCACAAGGGGGCAUGGUAAUGGGAGGUGGAAACAAACCAAGAUCGGCGGAAAUACUGUUAGAGAUGCGAGCGAAAAAAAAGAGUGACCGGUAUGCCAAGUGAUACCAUAUGUACUGCGCCAUCACGAAAUCUUGAUCAGCAGCUUGCCCGUCGUUCCUCGGCUCGUAAUGUCGAUCUGGCUCUGCUUAAUGCCCUCGGCGCUGAACGAAUAGUCCUUGUGCACGCUCAACUUGAUGACGCUUUUGGCAAGAAGCUCCCACAGCUCAUUGCUGUAGCGAUCAAGCUCCUCCCGUGUCACAACAUAGUUUCCGAGUGUGGGGCGGACGACUGCAGGCUCAUUGUCAGCCCAAUGUAGAAAAGGAAUAUCACGAGAAUGAUUUUUUGGCUCUG